CGUGGUACGCAGUCGCAGCGAGAUCUUCUGGUUAGAGUAUCCAUUUUGGUCACAUGUGAGUAUCUCGAGCUGCUCUUGAUUUUCGUGAAAACUAAUGGUGCUAAUUGCCUGAAGGCGCAGAAGAACGUACAGAACCUGACAGUGAAAUACCGGCCGACCUCCCCAAAUCCAACAUGGCAGAUAUCGAGGAUACUCAUUUUGAGACUGGCGAUUCUGGUGCCUCCGUGACAUACCCUAUGCAAUGCUCGGCAUUGCGCAAAAACGGUUUCGUCAUGUUGAAGUCUCGUCCCUGCAAGAUCGUGGAGAUGUCUACCUCCAAGACUGGGAAACACGGUCACGCCAAGGUUCACCUUGUGGGCAUCGACAUAUUCACCUCCAAGAAAUAUGAGGAUAUCUGCCCUUCUACACACAAUAUGGAUGUGCCCUUCGUGAAGAGGGAGGAUUAUCAGUUGACAGACAUAUCUGACGACGGCUACCUAUGCCUGAUGGCUGAUAAUGGAGACCUUCGCGAGGACCUCAAGAUUCCCGAAGGCGAGUUGGGUGUCCAGUUACGCGCCGAUUUCGAAGCCGGUAAAGAGUUGCUGUGCACCGUGCUGAAAGCCUGCGGUGAAGAAGUAGUGAUCGCCAUCAAAACCAACACUGCCCUCGACAAAUAAUUGUGUUCAGUUUCAACCAUACACAACCUCACUAUCUGCUUGGCCAAUCGACACCUUAUCAUUGGUAUUAAAAAAGGAAAAUGGAGAGAAAAGGACACGUGAAACAACAUUUAAUUAAAAAAAGAAAAAAAGAAAGAAAACGAAUACGAGCCAACUCAUGUACCGACCAACAGCAACUCAGUAGCGGCGAGAAUGGGAAAAUAAGAAAAGCAACUUUUUAUCAAAGUAAAAUCUUACUUAUUAUCCAACAAACAAAACAUACGCUAAAGUUUUUAAGCAAUGUAAGUAAAGGAGGGCUGGGCUUACGCGGUCGCGUCCCAGUUUUAGAAGACACACACACGUUGUUUGUUGUACACGAGAUACGGCGACACUUUUCAUCGAAAGGGUUGAUUGAAGAAAAAGGAAAAAAAAAUAAAAAUUUAAAAAAAGCCUUCACACAUCCUCGAUUCUUUUUGGUUCUCGUACGAUUCGAUAAUUUAAUAAAGUUACUACUCGAAUCCUCGGCUCGUAACCGCAACAGCUCUGUAACUCGAUUACCUAAACGCGCGAACGGAUGAAAUUUGUUAAAUAAAACAAACAAACGAACAAUAGAUAUACACAGUACAUCCAAUUGCCGAUCGAGACCAAGAUUGAGCUAUGGACUGCCAUGCGGAACAAUUUUUCAUAAUAAUCAAAACAAUUAGACGAGUCGACGUGAAUUUUCGAAAUGGCGCGAGUAUCGUGUCUAACGUAGCAAUUUGUUUGCUAAAUACGACGAAGAAAAAAAGAUCGGCUGGACGUUUUUCUUUUUCUUUUACGUCGCCGCUAACCUCUCUAACGUAUAAGUAGCGUUUUGUAUGACCUUUGCAGUUUCUAUAGCGUUGAUAGAACAAGGACGAUUUUUCAACGUAACGAAAGAAUUUUUUUCAUGGGCAUCAAUGCCUUGAGUUUUGUCAAAAUUGCCUUUUUUUCUUUUUUUCCUUCAGCUUCUUAGGCAAACGAAAUGAGCGUCGAAGCUGCUCCGCACGAGCUGAAGCGAGGAAGGAAAAUAAGAAAUGAAAUAGAGAGUGCGAAACAACCGAAGUGAAUGCGACAACAGAGUAGAAUCAAAGAGCAAAAAGCAUUUAUAACGGGUGGAUAAUUGUGUCGGGAAUUUUUCAUUUUUAUUAUUUCAAUUACGCGCGACGCAAGAACUGUACACGUUAAUAAAUAAAUUCACGAGUACUUAUUUCAAAGCUUUAAAGGCCUUUCGUAUUAUUUAACAGAGAAACGAAACGAGGACAAGAACUAACAAUAAUGACAACAAAGAGAAUUGACAACAAUGUAUAAUUAUACAAUCGAACGACCCGCGACGAUAGUUCUUUACUACUUAAGUCUAUUCCAAUUUGUAAACCAGCCGAGUUAACGGCGUUUAGGCCUGUAGUCGCAAUGUGGGCGAAGCGUUUAAAUAAUUUUUUUUUUUUUAAGAAAGGUAUACAAAAGAUACUGGAAAUGUGCUAAAGGCCAAAUCGUGGCGAGAGUCAAAAGUGUGAAAAGGAGGAAAAAUAAAGUAUGAAUAAUUAUGAAAAAUGACAGGCCUUACGGAUCUGUCAGAAAUACAUGCGUGCCGCUUAUCCUAAUAUAUUAAAACACGAGAUCAAGGGAAGCUACGUAUGUGGCGGCUUAUUCUGAAAUGACUGAUUCUCGUUUUUUCUUAUUGUGUUUGUUUUUUCAAAAUUCUUUUUACGAACUUCAUGUCACGAGAGUCAAUUCAGAAAAGUUGCGAUUAACUCCUAUAGAUAGACUUUAAAAAAAAUGGAAAUGAUCUCUCUCUCUCUCUCUCUCACACACACACACACACACACUCUUUUAUUUUCUCUCUAUGCUCUCCCGUCGAUAUGUCUUCAUAAUUGUCCCAAGAACUACGUGAAUACUCUUGAAAAAAAAAAAAUCACCAAAAGUCCCCUUGUAUGUACCCUGUGUAUCCCCACCUCGUUUUUCUACCGUCAAUUUGUCUCAGAAAUUGUUCCGGAAGGUACGGUCUAAAAAAAAAGAAUAUUAGGAAUAAAUAUAAUAAGGAAGCCGAAAAAAAAAGAAGGAAAUAUAAUUAUGAGUGUAACCGGAGCUUUCGUAGGAAGGUAUUACGAUCGCGUCUGAUACUUCGCCAACGUUUAUCGAUACUCUAAUGUAAUAAUAAUUAUACAUUGUAAUCAGGAUAAAUACAAAGAGUGGACUCUAGCUGUAAACUAGGAGAUACAAAGUACAAUACCAAUUAUACUUGUUUUUGCGUAUCAGGCUACUUCGUCUCAGUACGAACGUUGCUUUAGUGCAAAGAGGGGAGAAGAAAAGAAUUUUGUUCUUUUUUUUUCCAACUAUUUAAAUUAAGCACCGUUUGUCUUUAGGACUAACGGAUAUGCGACUUUUGCGUUAAACGUGACUAGGGCGAUGGGUUACUUCGUGAAAACAAAAUGUUAAACUUUUGUCUUUUUUGUUCUUGCUACUGUUGCCAGUGUACAAUACUGUAAGCCAUAUAUCAAACUUGAGAAAGACUUUUGCAUGCGCGUUACCCACGUCACACCUUUAGCUCUUGGUACCUUCCUUGAAAUCUCUGGUCCGCAAUAUAGUUAACAAACCUAAACUUACCUAUUAUAAUCUAAUUAAACAAAAAAAAAAAAAUACCUAAUAUUAAUACAAAAUAAAUCAGCGUCUGUACUACA
Cephus cinctus (wheat stem sawfly) is the source of this 3331-nucleotide messenger RNA. It is a transcript of the gene eEF5, whose product is annotated as eukaryotic translation initiation factor 5A. Gene Ontology annotation, biological process: positive regulation of translational elongation; positive regulation of translational termination. NCBI's taxonomy places the organism in Eukaryota, Metazoa, Arthropoda, Insecta, Hymenoptera, Cephidae. Gene Ontology annotation, molecular function: translation elongation factor activity; RNA binding; ribosome binding. The transcript is spliced from 4 exons. Bases 174 to 656 code for a protein of 160 amino acids. The record is from RefSeq and is a predicted model, not a curated record.